Messenger RNA from Colossoma macropomum (tambaqui), 952 nucleotides. RefSeq names its product coiled-coil domain-containing protein 127-like. The transcript has 3 exons. NCBI's taxonomy places the organism in Eukaryota, Metazoa, Chordata, Actinopteri, Characiformes, Serrasalmidae. The record is from RefSeq and is a predicted model, not a curated record. The coding region runs from base 75 to 803 and encodes 242 amino acids.
CAGGGAAUGAGUGAGUGAGUUAAGAGCUAUUCUCUCAGUGCUGAGCGCUUGGAUUGGAGUCUACGAUCAUCCUGAUGAACAACUUAAACAAUCCUCCUCCGUGGAAUAUUGAUCCAGAGCGACCAGGAGCUGCUGAUGGAGGCAAAUGGAACCGUGCCCUACUAGCAAGUGGUGUACUGUUUGGCACAAUUCCUGCCUUUUACUGGCUAUGGAGGCAGAUCAAGGAAAAGCAGGGCAAGGAUGAGCAGAACGUGGCCGUCCUCACCAAAAAACUGAAGAUAAAGAACUUCCACCUGGAGCAGGAGCUCCAGAAGACCCGACAGCAAGCUCAGAGCUAUAAAGAAGCCCUGGUCAUCCAGACCCAGCAGCAUAAGGAGGAAUGCAAGCAGCUGCAGAAGGAGUGUGAAGAGCUGAAGCAAGAGAAGAAGCGCAUGGGGACGGCCCUGCAGAGGGCUGAGAAAGAGGGAGAGCAGUUUCAGCAGAGAGCCCAGGUUCUACUGCAGGAACUAAAGCCCAAGCUAAUGAGAAGACAGGAAAUCUUCCAUAGCCACCCAGUGCCCUUCUGUGGGCACCGACAAGACUUGGAGCAGAACCUGCUGGACCAAGUAGCCAAGGACCCCCUGAUGGAGGCAGAGCUGGGCCUGAAAGAGGGCCUUAUGGACAUCUUUCAUUAUGAUUAUCCCUGUGUAAACACGAAUAAGCUGAUGCAGCUCUAUCUCAGGUACUGGCAGCAGCAGGUCAGCCUGCAGAAGCACAAAAAGGUAGACGAGGUGCUGAAAGGGUUUCUGCCAAAUUUCAAGUGACCAUUAAAACAUAAAGGAGAUCAAAGGUGGAUAAAGCUGCCUAAAUAAUACUGCCUAAAAAUACUCAAAGAAAAGUAUUGUUGCUUCGUUUAAUUAAUGAUUUGAGUAGAAGUGAAAACAAUCUAGCAAAACAAUAACUUAGGGGCAAA